This is a messenger RNA of Peromyscus leucopus (white-footed mouse), 757 nucleotides long. RefSeq names its product late cornified envelope protein 1A-like. The record is from RefSeq and is a predicted model, not a curated record. Lineage: Eukaryota; Metazoa; Chordata; Mammalia; Rodentia; Cricetidae. Gene Ontology annotation, biological process: epidermis development. The transcript has 2 exons. The coding region runs from base 128 to 547 and encodes 139 amino acids.
GCUGAGGGAAGAACUUAAGAGCAGGAUAAAAAGGCUGGUGGCCAGAAUACUUCCAUCUCCUCACCUCUUGAAGUGUCUACAGAGCCUGUGCUGUGUGUCACCAGCUCCUGAGCACUCACCAGCCGAGAUGUCCUGCCAGCAGAACCAGCAACAGUGUCAACCCCCUCCCAAGUGCGCCCCCAAGUGCCCUCCCAAGUGCCAGACACCAAAGUGUCCUCCCAAGUGUCCUCCCAAGUGCCCCCCUGUGUCUUCCUGCUGUAGCCUGGGAUCUGGGGGCUGCUGUGGCUCCAGCUCUGGGGGCUGCUGCAGCUCUGGGGGUGGUGGCUGCUGCCUGAGCCACCACAGGCCCCGCAGAUCUCUCCAUCGCCAUCAUCACAGCUCUGGAUGCUGUAGCAGUGGUGGCAGCAGUGGAUGCUGUAGCAGUGGUGGCAGCGGUGGAUGCUGUGGCAGCAGUGGCAGCAGUGGAUGCUGUGGCAGCAGUGGUGGCAGCGGUGGCUGCUGUGGCAGCAGUGGCGGCAGUAGCCAGCAGUCUGGGGGCUGCUGCUGACUUUGGCUGUGAGGACACCUGAAGAGCUGUGCAAGAGGCAGCCGUGUUCAGGAGACCUAGCCCCACUUGCUGUCCUGUCCUUCUCCUCCUGUCCUGCACGUCCAGAUCACUACAGUACUGAAGUCUAACUGUGGAGGUUCUAAAUUUGUUCUUGGAUUGCUGCCUCCCUUCUGUGUUACAUAGGAAUAAAGACUUCCCCCAUGAUCCUUA